This is a messenger RNA of Hymenoscyphus albidus, 3022 nucleotides long. The record is from the annotation of a GenBank genome assembly. Lineage: Eukaryota; Fungi; Ascomycota; Leotiomycetes; Helotiales; Helotiaceae.
AUGGACGAAAUCACCGCUCAGAGUGUGAAUGAUGAGCUUCAAUAUGUGAUUUCGUUUGGAGGGCAUAUUUCAACGGCAUUUCACCAAUAUGCCUUGAAUCGAGCCGCUAAUGGAUGUUUUGAAAGUUCUCGGACAAUGACCGAUGCAGCCUUAUCUUCGCUGAAACAGAUCUCACAUUUGUUGCAAGAUGAAGCUCAAUAUCAGAAAGAAGGGACCGGAAAAGCGCUAUUCAGCUACGAGGGACUAUCUUAUACGCGCGGUGUUGUCAAGGAAUGUGCCAAAUCGCUUGUCAAAACCGAGCAAACAGUGAGAGAUGGAUGUCUUCCUCGCAAAGAACUGAACGCCAAAAGACGCAAGGCUAAGAAGUCCGCCCCGGUAGAAGUAGAGAUUGUGUGUUCGGACUUGGAGAUCGAUGAAAAGGCUUUUUUGAAUCAGCUCGAAAAAACGAGGUGGCCUCGCAUUGAUAGUGACAUCAGGGACAUUAUGGAUAGAGUUGAUGAUCUACAGCUACGUCUUGUCUUGGUUCAUCAAGUGGUCACAGUUGGUCUGAUCUCCUCGGAUCUGUAGGUUUAUAUUACGAUUUAAUUGACUUUAGCUAACUUGGGUGUAGCUCAUCUGGAAGGGUGGACGUACAAGAAAUUGUCAGUUUCCAUGAUCGAAUUCACCGCACGGCAGAACUUGCGGGCAUUAAGCUUCCAAAAAAGCGUGUUUCGAGAAGGGCUUCUUUCAGUGAUAGUUAUGACAGUGGCAGUGAUUCAGGCGUAUCACCAAGGAAGUCACCGGUUCGAGAGCGUGUGGUUAUAUUACCUAGCCCACCCCCAAUGCCUUCCGGACUACCAAGAAUCGCGCCUCCGCCGCCACCCGUGAGUGUCCUACCAAAGCCACAAAUAACUGAGAAUGUACGAGUUCUUUCCCCAAAUAUUAUGAGUUCAAGCUGAUAGAUAUAGGUCAACCCACCAUCUUACACGGAGAAACCAAACUCUGCAGUUCUUUCUUCGACCAAGCAAACAGCUCUUCCAAUAAUGGCAAUCAAAUUGUCGGAUGAGAAAAAAGAGCCACCUGAGAAUGCUUCCGUAAAGGAGCAAAGGCAGCAGCCAGUGAAAAGUGAAGUGGUGUUAGCGAAGUAUGGAGUCUCGAAUUGUCUCGGCUAUUUUCAAACUAACAACAACAGGCCCGCAACCCCUGAGCCUCGCCUGUUCGCAGCGAAACCUCAUGGAGUCGGUUUCAAGCUCCGAUCUCUCUUCAGAAGUAAAGAGUCUCUUGCUGCUGAGAUACGCAAAGUUCUUUGCGAUACCGAUUCGCACCUCUUAGCGUUCGUAAUACAGAGUUCUGGUCAUAGGUUGAUCCCUCAUUCUGCCUUUCACUCUCUGGAAUCAACCCACAUGAAGACAAUUCUAGCUCAACUGAACGAUGAUACCUGGUAUACAGCAUAUACAUCUUUGAACCAACAAGAGAAUAUGAUGCUACGCAAUAUCAUCUAUCCUUGGGUUAACGGAAAGACUCAUGAGAGGGAUAUUGUCGCUCUUAAGGUUGUGCAAGAACAAGCUAAACCUAAUGCGUGGCUGGCUCUUUUGAGAGAGUUUCGACCAAAGAAUGAGCGUUAUCAUGGUCCCCCACAAGCUCCUCUACCAGGUCGUGUUCUCCUUGCUAUUGUGAGGGAGCAACUCGUCAACGGAAAGCCUCUUCUACCAGCUAGCAGUGUCGAUAGCCGGAUGGGACCAGUUCUACAACCUCCAGGACCCCCAAGACCCCCAGUAACGACAGAAGCAAGUCGAAGGCUACCUCACCCACCACAGUUUCUCAGACCACCACCUCCGCCAUCCUUCAGUAAUCCUCCAAGUGGAUCUAACAGGGUCUACGAUAUUACCAAUUACAACAGAGGUCCACCGUCUCCAACGGUAUGCGGUCCACCACCUCCGUCAUCUGUGCCCCCUCCACCAGGUGCUAGACUGGUCGUGGCCAAAUCCAUUCGUAUCUCUGACAUGAAUGUUUUUACUGAUCGCGACGCUGCCAUCGCUCUCACAAGUUACAAUGAGUACACUAUGCGUACAUGCGAGCCAGCUCAGCCAUCCGAGCGACGCUCAUGGCUACGCGUUUCCAACACCCUUGAGUCUUCCGACAAAGACCAAGUCCAAGAUCGCGUCGACCACUUUCUCGCCGCGGGAAAGAGUGUCAUAGAAGUCAAAAUGCGACUUACUGAAGACCAAGCAGCCCAAGUUACUCGCUUAAUGGAUGAAUUGAUUGCUCAAGAGCGCGACACCCGAUUUGAAUGGUCCUGGGUUGAACUCAGCGUCUACGAUAACUACGGGGAAUUGCCUCUUUUCGCCAAUGGCCCUGGGACCAUUUCUAGUCGUGCAACGCAAAUACAUCUUAUUGCAAAGCGCAGCUUGAAGCAAUACAUCAAGGCUAUGGAUGUACACAAUUCUUUGAUGACCCGUGGACCUGGUCCAUAUCCCCCAAGCUAUCCCUAUCCUCCUGGUCCUGGUCCUCGUCCAAUCACUCUGGGGCCACCUUCCCCUCCUCCAUUUCGCCAGAUCUCACCAGUCAUAGUCAAGGCGCCUCGUUCCCGGAGAAGAUAUGUGUCAAGUGAUAGCGACAGUAGCUCGUCCGACAGUGGCAGCAGUGACAGCAGUGUUCCUCGACGUAUGAGACGCAGGCGUGUGAGACGUCAGAACCGGAGAUCUGGUCGUAAAAUUACAUAUGAUUCUGAUGACUCCGAUGACGAAGAUGCGGAGGUUGAUGUUAUGGAGAUUGAUUUGAUGUUGAAACGAGGUGACGAUCUUGUGCAGAAGCUUUUGAAGAAGUGGACACCGCAGAAUGUUGGGGGGAAGAAAAAUGCUGCUUGAGAUAUUACGUUGCAAUUGAUCUUCUAGGUUCCCUUAUAAUUUUAGCUCAGUGCCUUGGAUUCGGGUUUUUUUUACAUGGUUUCUUAUUCAAAUAGCUAUAUAUAAGUAACGAUAUCACGAAUCUAUCUACGUUUCUUUGGUAUACUGCCAAACGGUUGAGUUCUACUGCCACCUCU